This is a messenger RNA of Gastrolobium bilobum, 1318 nucleotides long. Its product is annotated as ras-related protein RABE1a-like. Gene Ontology annotation, biological process: protein secretion; regulation of exocytosis. The record is from RefSeq and is a predicted model, not a curated record. Bases 261 to 911 code for a protein of 216 amino acids. Lineage: Eukaryota; Viridiplantae; Streptophyta; Magnoliopsida; Fabales; Fabaceae. Gene Ontology annotation, cellular component: plasma membrane. Gene Ontology annotation, molecular function: GTP binding; GTPase activity. The transcript has 8 exons.
AAAGUGGUCACAUCUAAGCUCCCACUGUAGAGCGAGAGACGGAGGAGAGGCACGCAGUAUACGCGGAGAGAAAGAAAGAAAACACCCCAAACUCUCUCCCAAAACCAAAAACCGUAACCCAUUUGGAUCCUUUCUUCUCUGAUCUCUGAUACCCUUUUCUUUUUUCAACACUUUUCACGUCUUUCUUCACAGAGACAGAGACACAGAGAGAGAAAGAAAAAAAGAGUCUUUUUGCGUUUGCGUGUGUUGUGUGGUCACCGAUGGCAGCACCUACUGCAAGGGCACGUGCCGAUUACGAUUACCUCAUCAAGCUUCUUCUUAUUGGCGACAGCGGUGUGGGGAAGAGUUGUCUGCUUUUGCGAUUUUCUGAUGGUUCUUUCACAACCAGUUUUAUCACCACCAUUGGCAUUGAUUUUAAGAUAAGAACCAUCGAACUCGAUGGCAAACGCAUUAAGUUACAAAUUUGGGAUACAGCUGGUCAGGAGCGAUUUCGAACUAUUACCACAGCUUAUUACCGUGGAGCCAUGGGCAUCUUGCUCGUUUAUGAUGUUACUGAUGAAGCAUCUUUCAAUAAUAUUCGGAACUGGAUUCGCAACAUUGAACAACAUGCUUCUGACAAUGUAAACAAGAUACUUGUGGGUAACAAGGCUGAUAUGGAUGAAAGUAAAAGGGCUGUGCCUACCUCCAAAGGUCAAGCUCUUGCUGACGAGUAUGGUAUCAAGUUUUUUGAAACCAGUGCAAAGACAAACUUGAAUGUGGAGGAGGUUUUCUUUUCAAUAGCAAAAGAUAUCAAGCAAAGGCUUGCUGACACAGAUUCUAAGGCUGAGCCUCAGACUAUCAAGAUUAACCAACCAGACCAAGGUGCCAGUGGGGGUCAAGCUGCUCAAAAGUCGGCUUGCUGUGGCUCAUGAACAGAAUCACAUCUGCAGUAAGAGGGUGCAGAUUCAACACUUGCCCUCAUCUGGGUGCUAAAGUUAUUUUGAUGACAUUAGAAGUGGGAGCAUGUAUUUGUCCCUGUAUUUCCCAACUGCAAAGAUUAUGUUUUUAAGAUACUAUUUCGAAUUUUUUUUUUCUCUCCUAGUGUUUGGAUUUGUCGUGAUUAGUUCAUUUGCUCCCCCACUCUCCUCUUUCAUUUGUACUUUGACUAUUUAAAAAACAUCUCACUUGACUAGAUUCAGAUAGAUCAUAAGAAAAACUUUUAUCUCUUGGAAAUAGUAUCCCAGAAGUUCUUAUUUUGAUGGUUGGCUUAGGAAAGGUUGUAUGCCAUGCUUACUGAAAUGGCACGUAGCUUUUAGGAUUAUUUGGGUGUGAUGUUGAU